Messenger RNA from Theobroma cacao (cacao), 1207 nucleotides. RefSeq names its product Tetrapyrrole (Corrin/Porphyrin) Methylase. The record is from RefSeq and is a predicted model, not a curated record. Gene Ontology annotation, molecular function: diphthine synthase activity. Gene Ontology annotation, biological process: protein histidyl modification to diphthamide. Lineage: Eukaryota; Viridiplantae; Streptophyta; Magnoliopsida; Malvales; Malvaceae.
UGUAAUUUAACCCAAAAAAAAAAAACACUUUCUUUCGCCGCCAGCAGCCGAGCUCGCCUCCCCCCCUUCACUCUUUCUUUCUUUGUUUCCAGUCACAGUUCAGCCAGGUUAGCAGAUAGAGAUGUUAUACAUUAUAGGUCUUGGAUUGGGGGAUGAGAGAGACAUUACUUUAAGAGGAUUAGAGGCAGUGAAAAAAUGUGAGACGUUGUACAUGGAGGCCUAUACAUCUCUUCUAUGCUUUGGUCUUUCUACAGAUGGCCUUUCCACUCUGGAGAAAUUGUAUGGGAAACCAAUUAUCAUUGCAGAUAGAGAAAUGGUUGAAGAAAAAGUAGACAAUAUUCUGUCAGAAGCUCGUGGGUCUGAUGUGGCUUUCCUUGUUGUUGGUGAUCCUUUUGGUGCAACGACACACACUGAUCUUGUUGUUCGAGCAAAGACAUUGGGGGUUGAUGUCAAGGUAGUGCACAAUGCAUCUGUGAUGAAUGCAAUUGGAAUUUGUGGAUUGCAACUCUACCGUUAUGGGGAGACAGUUUCAAUACCUUUUUUUACCGAAACAUGGAGGCCUGAUAGCUUUUAUGAGAAAAUUCAAAGAAAUCGCAAUCUUGGAUUGCACACACUCUGCCUGUUAGAUAUUCGUGUAAAGGAACCAACAUUGGAAUCUUUGUGCAGGGGAAGAAAGCAGUAUGAACCACCUAGGUUCAUGACAAUAAACACUGCCAUCGAGCAGCUCCUGGAGGUCGAGCAAAAGCAUGGUGAAUCUGCAUAUGAUGAAGACACUGCUUGUGUUGGGAUUGCUCGGCUGGGAAGUGAGGAUCAGAUGAUAGUUGCAGGCACAAUGAGACAACUCCUUAUGGUUGAUUUUGGCAAACCUCUCCAUUGCCUUGUCAUGGUAGGCCAGACUCAUCCAGUGGAAGAUGAAAUGUUGGAGUUCUACAAGAUUAGAAGUGAGAAUUCAGAGCACAAAGGCAAUGGAAUUUCAUGAACAGAACUUCCUCCUGGUGUAGCUGUGCAAGUUAUUUUCUAAUUUUAUAUAGAGCCAAUAUUUGCUUUUAUUUGCGUCUAGGAAAAAAGUGAGACCCUUCAAAUUGUACAAUUUCUGUUUGUGCUAAGUUGUCAUAGUUUGGAUGUAGAGAACCAGCAGAUUUUUCAAUUGAAACCUGAACCAAUCCAAUUGUAUUGGAGAUCAAUAGCUCGAACCUACCUGGCCCAA